GUUGCGCCGAGCCGAUGACCUCUCUCUCGCUGAUGGAUGCAGAUGUUUUGAUCGCCGCCGUGUACCGUCCAUACCUUGCGAUGAUGGCUCGAUAAAAAAAAAACUUAAUUUAAUACAAAUUUCGGUCGCGUAGUGAAUAAAUUCGAUCAAUGUUUAGCUCCUAGAAGAGUCAGCCAGUGAAAGUGAGAUGUCCGCCCUUAUCGAGUAUCUGAAAAGCCCCGAACUGGUGGUCAAAGUUCAGGAGUUUUUUGGCAUCGAAUAUCUGCAUCAUCGGCAGCAGGAUGGAAAAAUCGAUCCGUGUGAUGUCAACGGCGUCGGACCGACGACGGUACGGAGGAACAAGGUGGCGAAUGGUGAUUUAGCAGCUGGUCUGGACGAGGAUAGUAGUGGUAGCAGUAGCAGCGGUGGAAAUGAUGAGUCCGAUAAGAUUCGGAAGGAUGCGGACAAGGAUGAGGCCAAACCGUAUCGAAUUACGAAUAAGUUUUGGUAUUAUCUGUUCAUCAUCGGGACGGAACUGGGCGACGAAAUCUUCUAUGCGACAUUUAUUCCGUUUUGGUUCUGGAACAUCGACAGCGCUGUGGGCCGGCGGGUCAUCAUGGUUUGGUCGGCGGUUAUGUACGUAGGUCAAAGCAUGAAGGAUGUCAUUAGGUGGCCUCGACCGGGAUUCCCCGUAAGCAGAUUGCAGAAGAAGUGGGCUCUGGAGUAUGGAAUGCCUUCGACGCAUGCAAUGGUUUCGGUGGCCAUCCCCUUUUCGGUUCUGAUCUAUACAUAUGACAGGUACAUAUAUUCAUUUCCAGCGGGUCUGGCAUUUGCUUUGAUAUGGUGUGCAGUGAUCUGUGUGAGCAGAGUUUAUUUGGGAAUGCAUAGCGUGCUGGACAUUAUCGCUGGUCUAGCUUUGGUUGCGACUCUUAUGAUUCCUCUGAUACCAAUCGUGGACAAAUUGGAUUACAUUAUUGUUACCAGUAAGUGGUCGCCCAUCCCAGUUCUGGCGGUUUCUAUUCUGCUGAUUGUGUUCUACCCCGACUCAGGAAUUUGGACCCCCACGAGAGGGGACACAGCCCUAACGGUGAGCGUGUGUGCCGGACUGCAGAUCGGUGCCUGGCUGCACUACAUCCUCGGAGAUUUCCAACCCCCGGCCAAUCCUCCGCCGUACGAAAUCAUUUGGCCGUCGUACGCUAUGCUGGGAAUGCUGCUGCUCCGGACCGUUCUGGGUCUGUGCUGUGUGGUAGCCACCCGUGCCUUCGGAAAGUCCAUUUCCUAUGCGUUUGUGUGCUUCCUGCUGGGCCGAGACCAGAACGAACUUCGUCGGUCAGAGAACACCCUCCAGAAUAAGAACAAAAUCAUUGUCGAGCUGUCGUACAAGUUCUUCACCUGCGGAAUGAUCGGGUUCAACACGCAAUACUUACUGCCGAAUGUGUUCAAACUGCUCCGGAUAGGGCGGCCGGAUUUCUACACCGAGAUCUGAGCUUGGAAUGUUGGCACUUGGUGCCGGAAAGUUUCAGACAGACAUUCCUUCCCGUAGUUUUAGAACGCUGGUCAUCCUUUCUGCGGUUUAUUGGCACGAAUUUAGUUUUUGACUGAGUCACACCUAUCUUCUGGAAUUGACCUCACUAAACGUAUUGCUAAGGUAACGAUUAUCAGUUUAGCGAAGAAUCGGUACUGACUUAACAGUACUGAGAUGCAAUGUUAAUGUUUUCUAUUUGUAUUCUGUUGAAUUCCUGGCAAUCUAUCCACUAAGGCCGACAAUAAACUUUAAGUAACAAACGUCUCGCUCCACUUAGUGACUUAGGGCUUGGCAACGAAUCUAAUCAUUACGUUUACUAUAAUCGCCUAUCUUCUGCAUCUAUUGUUAAGCCUAUUUCAUACCACUAUCUAGGCAAUUGCUCCACUUUUUACUUCAUCACGCAUCAAUCGUACAAAGCACAGCAACGCACAUAAGCAUUUUGUACUACUAAUAUCUGAACAUUUCUCAUAUCUUCUUAGAAAAAAUAAUCUCUGAAGGGGUGUUGCUAUUCAGUAGAUUUUAAUUAUUUUUUAAACACACAAUAUUCUAGUCUUCGAAUACGACGAACUACCAGCAUCAGGAAAAUAGUUCAACAAGUUAUGGCUGAUUUGCAUCGAAGCUAUUUAACUACCUACAAAGUUAGUUAGUUUGUACAAUCAAAUCAGCCCUAAUCUUUUUGGCACAUCAAUAUGACGAACACAACGCAUAGCAAAUAGGCCUUAUCGUACAAUAACUGAAGCCUAUUCAAAAUAUAGUAUAUGCUGAAAAACAACAAAGAUUUUUCAAAUCGGUUUGAAUUACAUUUUGUGCACGUAGGUACAGACGAACAAAUUGAAAUUAAACUUCCAUUAGUAGUAUCAAAAA
Aedes albopictus (Asian tiger mosquito) is the source of this 2368-nucleotide messenger RNA. Its product is annotated as sphingosine-1-phosphate phosphatase 2. The transcript is spliced from 5 exons. Gene Ontology annotation, cellular component: endoplasmic reticulum membrane. NCBI's taxonomy places the organism in Eukaryota, Metazoa, Arthropoda, Insecta, Diptera, Culicidae. The record is from RefSeq and is a predicted model, not a curated record. Gene Ontology annotation, biological process: sphingosine metabolic process. The coding region runs from base 188 to 1465 and encodes 425 amino acids. Gene Ontology annotation, molecular function: sphingosine-1-phosphate phosphatase activity.